Messenger RNA from Musa acuminata subsp. malaccensis (wild Malaysian banana), 1950 nucleotides. RefSeq names its product DUF21 domain-containing protein At4g14240. Lineage: Eukaryota; Viridiplantae; Streptophyta; Magnoliopsida; Zingiberales; Musaceae. The record is from RefSeq and is a predicted model, not a curated record. Gene Ontology annotation, biological process: magnesium ion homeostasis.
UCCAGCUCGCCCCCAUCCGAAUUCCUCUGUCUCUCUCGUACCCGAGAGCUCAUCGUGGGUGGGCGUCGCCUAAGGAUUGGUGAAGCCGAAGGAGAGGGAUCGGAGAAGGGCUGUCGCAGCGAUGCACGGGGUGAACGCGAUAGUGGUGGCGAGGAUGUUGACGACGGCGACGGUGGCGGCGUCUGCGGCCGCCGGCGGGAGCGGCGCCCCUUUGCUUCAGCAGCAGGGGGACAUCCCGUUCGGGUCGCUGCUGUGGUACGCAUACGUGGGGAUCUCCUGCGUGCUCGUACUGUUCGCGGGGAUUAUGUCCGGGCUUACCUUGGGGUUGAUGUCGCUCGGCCUCGUCGAGCUCGAGAUCCUGCAGCGCAGCGGAACCCCUGCCGAGAAGAAGCAGGCAGCUACAAUUCUUCCUGUUGUUCAAAAGCAGCAUCAGCUUCUUGUGACUUUGCUUUUGUGUAAUGCGGCUUCCAUGGAGGCUCUUCCUAUAUACCUUGAUAAGUUAUUCAAUCCAUUUGUCGCUAUUGUCUUGUCCGUAACCUUCGUUCUGGCUUUUGGAGAGGUUAUUCCUCAAGCCAUAUGUACAAGAUAUGGAUUAGCAGUUGGUGCUAGCUUGGUAUGGCUAGUUCGAAUUUUAAUGAUCAUCUGCUAUCCUAUUGCUUAUCCUGUUGGCAAGAUUCUAGAUUGUGCACUUGGACAUAAUGAAUCUGCACUUUUUAGACGUGCUCAAUUAAAAGCUCUUGUCUCUAUCCAUGGCAAGGAGGCUGGUAAAGGUGGUGAGCUCACGCAUGAUGAAACUACAAUUAUUAGUGGAGCACUUGAUUUGACCGAAAAGACAGCUGAGGAGGCUAUGACACCCAUUGAGUCGACAUUCUCAUUAGAUGUCAAUUCAAAAUUAGACUGGGAAGCUAUUGGCAAAAUCCUUGCUCGGGGCCACAGCCGAGUCCCUGUUUAUUCAGGAAACCCAAGAAACAUUAUAGGCCUUCUGUUGGUGAAAAGUCUUCUUACAGUUCGUCCUGAGACUGAAACACCUGUUAGUGCCAUUUCUAUAAGACGGAUCCCAAGGGUUCCAGCAGACAUGCCUCUCUAUGACAUACUAAAUGAAUUUCAGAAAGGAAGCAGUCAUAUGGCCGCUGUAGUGAAAGCUAAAGUGAAAACUAAGAAUAUCCUACCUUCUGAUGGUGACAAAUCUGAAGAAAACAAAGAACCAAGUGGAGAGUCCAAACUGACGACUCCUUUGUUAUCUAAAACAGAGGAAAAGUCAGAUAGUGUUGUCGUUGAUGUUGACAAGUGCCAAAAUAAACAGGUCAAUGAGAGUAAACCUACAGCUUUGCAACAGAAUAAUAUGACAGCGAAAGUAGUCGCUCGUCUAUCAGAAGAUACUGAAGAUGGGGAGGUUAUUGGUAUCAUAACCCUUGAGGAUGUUUUUGAAGAACUCUUACAAGAAGAAAUAGUGGAUGAGACAGACGAAUAUGUUGAUGUUCAUAAAAGGAUACGCGUGGCUGCUGCCGCUGCUGCUUCUUCAGUUGCACGAGCUCCAUCCUACAGGAGGUUAACUAAACAAAAAUCAGCAGGAGCUUUAAAUCGGCAAGGACAACAGCCCACUGGAAUCCUAAAGAAACCCACCGAAGCUGAUUUGCAUACUUCACGACAUCAAGUGAAUCUUGUGGAACCAAUAUCAGGAACCAAGAGAUAACACACUCGCCUAAAAUUUUGUCAAAGCUACGUUUAUGAUCUCACUCAUGCCACCCGUGAGUGUAAUUGUUGCUCGUUGGGAUGUAAGUAGCAAAUGUGCUUUUAACUUGGAACAUUGCUAUAUGGUUACUGGGCAUGCAUAAUUUUUCCAGCAUUUGGUCUGUAGAAGCACUAUAAAUAUUGAAGUUGGAACAAAGGAACGUUUUUCUUGUAUAUGGUGACGUUGGAUACUUGGUAGAAUUUAUGAAUAUUUUUCUA